AUGUCGGACUUCAAGGCCGUAUUCCAGACAGUGACGGUUUUCGUCGCAUUUAUACUCACCCUUCUGUGUCUCUUCGCAGGGACGCAGAGGAAUUUGCUUGAGGAUGUGGAUCUCUUGACGCUUUACACACCCGCAGUCAGCACCGAUAGUGGAGCCCACGAUUUCUAUUCCAUCCAUGUACUAUCCUACUGCCAGGGAACACUGAAGACAAUGGACCCCAGCGCGGAAGUCACGCAUAACGUGACCAAAUGCUCCAACCGCACGAUACUUUCCUCGUUUGACCCAACCCAAUCUUGGCCGAAAGAGAUCACGUCCAGCCAGCAGCUGGGGUGGCCGCGUGUAAUCGGCGAUGACUUCCACGCCUUCAAAAUGACGAGUCAAGUCAUGGCCUUGAUGUACUGUAUCGGAGUUGGUGCGAUGGGGCUUGUUCUACUUGUACGAGUAUGGUCGACUCUUGCUCCGAAAGCGUGCCAGGGCCCAUGUGAAUUUUCGUUUUUCGUGCUUGGAUCUUUCAGCAUCAGCAUCGCAUCUAUCAUCGCAACCGCUCUCGCUUUUGAAUUCGUUGCUCUUAUUAAUGCUCACGGGAAGGGCUCGAGCGUGUCAGCCCGUUACGGUGAUAAAUUCCUCGGGAUGACUUGGGCCGCGGUGGGGCUCAUGCUCGCCGGUAGCGUUGCUAGCUUUGCGAAUGCCUUCGUUAACAAACAGGCUGCGCCUGCGUCAGUCUCAAAGGAUGUAGAGGGGUAA
Penicillium digitatum Pd1 is the source of this 744-nucleotide messenger RNA. Its product is annotated as Actin cortical patch SUR7/pH-response regulator PalI. The record is from RefSeq and is a predicted model, not a curated record. Gene Ontology annotation, cellular component: plasma membrane; cell cortex of cell tip. Lineage: Eukaryota; Fungi; Ascomycota; Eurotiomycetes; Eurotiales; Aspergillaceae. Gene Ontology annotation, biological process: fungal-type cell wall organization.